Molecule: messenger RNA, 8613 nt
Organism: Chionomys nivalis (European snow vole)
Lineage: Eukaryota; Metazoa; Chordata; Mammalia; Rodentia; Cricetidae
Gene: Nbeal2
Product: neurobeachin like 2
Exons: 54
Coding region: 205-8454 (2749 amino acids)
Biological process (GO): intracellular protein localization
Cellular component (GO): membrane; cytosol
Molecular function (GO): protein kinase binding
Source: RefSeq, a predicted model, not a curated record
GCCGGCCGGGAGGAGGAGGGGCGUGUAGACUUUGGUGACUGAGCGCGACAGGGUCGGGAGCCGCGGACUUCCCCCAGCAGUACACAGCCGCUCCGCCCCGGAGUGACGCCCUCCCGCCCAUGGGCCUGGCCCGGGGCAACCGGCGGGCGGCUCGGAGGAGGCGGCGACAGGUGGCGCGCAGCAGGGCCAGAGCCGGGUCAGGCCAUGGCCGCCUCGGAGCGGCUCUACGAGUUGUGGCUGCUGUACUACGCGCAGAAGGACCUUGGCUACCUGCAGCAAUGGUUGAAGGCCUUUGUGGGUGCCUUCGAGAAGAGCAUCUCAUUAUCCUCCCUGGAACCUCGAAGGCCAGAGGAGGCAGGUGCGGAAGUCCCUCUGCUACCCCUAGAUGCUCUCCAUUCGCUAGCCGAGCAGCUGGACCAGGACGACCUGGAACAGGCCCUGCUGUUGCUGAAGCUCUUCAUCAUUCUCUGCAGGAACCUGGAGAACGUAGAGGCUGGUUGGGGCCAGGUCCUGGUUCCCCGAGUGCUGGUACUGCUCACUGGACUGAUGGCUGAGCUGAAAGGACCCCCAUCAUCAAAGGAGGGCCAUGAGACCCAGCUGGAGAAUGUGGCCCUGCAUGCUCUGCUCCUCUGUGAGGAGCUCUUUGACCCCUACCAGACCUGGCGGCGCCAGCACAGUGGGGAAGUCAUCAGCUCCAAGGAGAAGAGCAAAUACAAGUUCCCUCCAACCGCUUUGCCCUGUGAAUUCGGAGCCUUCUUCCAAGAGAGCCUGCAGGAUGCAGACCGUUUGCCUCCCACCUUGCUGUUGCGGCUCAUCCACCUCUUUGGCGCUGUCCUUGCAGGAGGAAAGGAGAACGGACAGGUGGCUGUGAGCGCUGGCUCUGUGCAGGGACUACUAGGCGUGGUGCGGAGCUGGGGCCGUGACCCAGCCCAGGUAUCACUAGCUCUGAAAGCACUGGUGGGGGCAGCGCAUGUCCUGCACGCGAGCCGGGCACCCCCCCGAGGACCAGAACUCCGCACCCUGCUUGAGGGCUACUUCCACAUUCUUAAUGCCGACUGGCCAGCUAGUCCAAGUUCAGGCCCCGAAGAGGCCCACGUCACCCUGCGGGUCAGCAUGCUCGAUGCCAUCCCCAUGAUGCUGGCAUGCGAGGACCGGCCAGUGCUGCAAGCCACCUUCCUUAGCAACAACUGCUUUGAACAUCUUAUUCGCCUCAUCCAGAACAGCAAGCUAUACCUGCAGGCCCGGGCAUCCCCUGAGGGGGACAGUGACCUGGCCACCCGGUUACUGACUGAGCCCGAUGUCCAGAAGGUGCUGGACCAGGACACAGAUGCCAUCGCCGUCCACGUGGUCAGAGUGCUGACCUGCAUCAUGAGUGGCUCCCCGUCGGCCAAGGAGGUGUUCAAGGAACGCAUUGGCUACCAGCACCUGCAGGAGGUCCUGCAGAGCCAUGGGCCCCCUACCCAAAGACUGUUGCAAGAACUGCUCAACAUGGCUGUGGAAGGUGACCACAGCAUGCACCCGCCUCCACCAAUCCGCAAUGAACAGCCAGUGUUGGUGCUGAUGCAAUGGCUACCGGCAUUGCCCACAGCUGAGCUGCGCCUCUUCCUGGCACAACGGCUGUGGUGGCUCUGUGACAGCUGCCCUGCCAGCCGUGUCACCUGUGUGCAAGCAGGCCUAGUGGGCUACCUGCUAGAGACACUUGGCACAGGGACAGCCCUGGGAGUCCGCUGCCAGGAGCAGCUGUUAGCAUUGCUGCAAGCUCUGGGCCGAGUGUCUCUAAGGCCCUUGGAGCUGCGUCGUCUGCUGCGCCCCCCACCAGGACUGGACUCAGAGUCAGAGGGAACUGAAUCUCAGAAGGCUCGGCAUGCAGGGGCCAUCAUCCGAGCGCUGUCAGGGAUGGCCCGGCACCGGGGUCCUGCACGUGCCCUGCGCUACUUUGACCUCACACCUAGCAUGGCAGGCAUCAUGGUACCACCUGUGCAGCGAUGGCCAGGACCUGGCUUUACCUUCCAUGCCUGGCUCUGUCUGCACUCCACAGAGACAGCUCCUACCUCAGCUCCCAGCCGGCCCCUCCAGCGAAAACAACUGUACAGCUUCUUCACCAGCAAUGGCUCAGGGUUUGAGGCCUUCUUCACGGCAGCUGGGACCCUGGUGGUAGCCGUGUGCACACGGAAGGAGUACAUAACCAUGAGCUUGCCCGAAGUGUCCUUCGCUGAUUCUGCCUGGCACUGUGUGGCCAUUGUGCAUGUGCCUGGGCGCCGACUCUUCAGUCAGAACCUGGUCAGUGUCUACAAAGAUGGCCAUCUGGUCAAGACAGCACCUCUUCACUUCCCAUCCCUCAGUGAGCCUUUCUCCUCCUGCUGUAUUGGUUCUGCUGGGCACCGCACAACGACGACCACCACAGGGCUCCCCACUGCCUUGUCUCACACUCACCCCUCCCUCACCCGCUCCCAGUCAGUCCCAGCCUCCACGGGCUUGGGCUGGGGACCUGGGCUGGGGGCCCCUCUGCAGGAGGGCAGCGUCAGCUCCACCCUUGCAGGCACCCAGGACACUCGGUGGGGAAGCCCCACAUCUCUGGAGGGGGAGUUGGGGACUGUGGCCAUCUUCCAUGAAGCCCUGCAGGCAUCUGCCCUGCAGGUCCUACAUGUCCUGGGGCCCAAUGAGCCAGCACCCUUCAAGCCUGAGGGUGAACUACACGAGCUUGGUGCCAAGCUGCUCCUCCAUUAUUCGCCUCAGGCCUGUAAGAGCAACAUCUGCCUGGACCUGUCCCCUGGCCAUGGGCUGGAUGGCCGCCUGACGGGACAUAGGGUGGAGACAUGGGACGUGAAGGAUGUGGUGAACUGUGUAGGGGGCAUGGGUGCCCUGCUGCCCUUGCUGGAGCGAGUAGCUGUGCAGCCCCAAGAAGCCGAAGCAGGUCCAGGUGAAACACAUGACCUUGUGGGACCUGAACUGACCUCAGGCCAUAACACUCAGGGCCUGCUUCUCCCCCUGGGCAAGUCUUCAGAGGAACGGAUGGAGAAGAAUGCAGUGGCUGCCUUUCUCCUGAUGCUUCGGAACUUCCUGCAGGGCCACACUGUGAAUCAGGAGAGCCUGGUGCAAUGCCAGGGGCCUGCCAUCAUAGGGGCCCUCCUGCGUAAGGUCCCCAGCUGGGCCAUGGAUAUGAACGUGCUCAUGUCUGCCCAGCUGCUGAUGGAGCAGGUGGCGGCUGAGAGCAGCGGGCCCCUCCUCUACCUGCUCUACCAACAUUUGCUCUUUAACUUUCACCUCUGGGCCCUCAGUGACUUUGCUGUGCGCCUGGGUCACAUCCAGUACAUGUCCAGCAUAGUCCGUGAACACAGACAGAAGCUUCGGAAGAAGUAUGGAGUCCAGUUCAUCCUCGAUGCUCUGCGCACACACUACAGUCCACAGCUGGAGCGCCCCCUCGCGGCCGACGACCUGCGCACAGUACAGACAUCCCUUUUGGGUCUGGCACGUGAGUUCCUGGUUCGCAGCUUCUCUGUGGAUGACAUGCAAGUUGUGUUGAGCUUUUUGACAGCCACCAGUGAUGAUGGCCAGGUGGUAGGCACACUGGACUUGUUGCUGGCCCUGCUUCACGGUUCUCCAGCACAAGAGCCCUUGGCCAUCUUCCUGUUAGAGCCAGGGAACCUCGAGGUGCUGUUCACACUGUUGGUGCGGCCAAGAUCACCACCUCUUUUGACCGACAGAGUCUUCAAGAUCUUGCGAAGACUGCAGCAAAAUGAACGGUUACCUGAGCGGAACCGCCAGAGGCUCCGGCUGCGAAAGUGUGGUCUCCAGGGUCUUGUUGCCAGCUUGCCCGAGGGUACCAUCUCUCCCCAGCUCUGCCAGGGCCUCUAUAAGCUGUUUAUGGGAGCAGCCCCUCAGGUUGCAUCCCCGGAUUGCCUGAACCUCUCAGAUUUAUUAGCUGUGGUACAGCUGUCCCUCCAGGCUGACCUCAGUGUCCGCCUGGACAUCUGUCGUCAGCUCUUCCACCUCAUCUACGGACAGCCGGAAGUAGUGCGGCUACUGGCCCGACAAGCUGGUUGGCAGGAUGUGCUGACCCGCCUGUAUGUCCUGGAGGCUGCCACAGCCAGCAGUCCCCCACGCUCUCUCCCAGAGCUGCCCACCUCCCUGGAGCCAGCCCUGUCCCCACCACCCACCGAGUUGCCUGCUGAAUCUUCUGACGUCUUCCUACCUUCAGAGCCCCUGUGCCCUGACCCAGAUGCCUUUUACCCUGCCUUCUACCCAUUCAGUAUGUUCUUUGACCUGGGCUUGGAAUGGGCCAGUGUGGGCUCAGGCAAUACUGCUGGCGGUGGUAGCAGCAGUGGAACGAUUACUCCAGCCAGCCAGCCUGGCACACCUUCCCCGCUCGAUGGGCCGCGGCCCUUCCCUACUGCCCAAGGCCGCCACAGCUCCAGUCUCUCCAAUGUGCUAGAGGACGGCAGCCUGCUGGAACCCACCGUCAGUGGGGACGACACCUCUAACACAAGCAACCCCCAGCAAACCCCUGAAGAGGAGCUGUGCAACUUGCUCACCAAUGUGCUGUUCUCAGUGACGUGGCGGGGCGUGGAGGGCAGCGACGAGGCUGCUUGGCGGGAGCGUGGCCAGGUCUUCUCUGUUCUUACCCAGCUGGGGGCCUCGGCCACACUUGUGCGCCCACCAGACUGCAUCAAGCGCAGCCUCCUAGAGAUGAUGUUGGAAUCAGCCCUGACCGACAUCAAGGAGGCUCCCCCAGGAGGCCUGGCCAACCUUACCCUCCAGGCACUGUGGCUGCUCCGCCUGCUUCAGGAUUUCCUAUGCGCUGAGGGCCAUGGUAAUCAGGAGCUAUGGAGUGAAAAGCUCUUUGAAGGUGUGUGCAACCUCCUUGAUCGCCUGGGCGCCUGGCCACAUCUAGCCAAUAGCAUGGCAGAACUCCGUGAGAUGGCACAGAUUGGCUUACGUCUUGUGCUUGGCUAUAUCCUGCUGGAGGACCCACAGCUGCAUGCCCAGGCCUAUGUGAAGCUGCAUACACUACUGCAGACUGCAGUGCCAGCCCGCCGUGAAGAGGCAUGCUAUGUCCUCUCCAAGCUGGAGGCCGCACUCAGCCGGGCACUGAACACCUCCUCCUCUGAGACCGAGCAUGCACAGUCUCCAUCUACAGCUGUGGCAGCCUCUGAGCGCUGUUCGUGGUUGGUGCCACUGGUCCGCACUCUGCUGGACCGUGCUUACGGUCCCCUGGGACUGCAGUGGGGACUGCCCUCCUUACCGCCCACCAAUGGAAGUCCCACCUUCUUUGAGGACUUCCAGGCUUUCUGUGCCACACCUGAAUGGCGCCACUUCAUCGACAAGCAGGUACAGCCCACCAUGUCAAAGUUUGAAAUGGACACAUAUGCUAAAAGCCAUGACCUCAUGUCCGGCUUCUGGAAUGCCUGCUAUGACAUGCUUAUGAGCAGUGGGCAGCGGCAGCGGCGGGAACACAUUCAGAGUCGAAGGGCCUUCCAGGAGCUGGUCCUGGAACCCACCCAGCGCAGGGCUCGCCUGGAGGGGCUGCGCUAUGCAGCGGUGCUGAAGCAGCAGGCGGCACAGCACUCCACGGCCCUGCUGCACUGGGGGGCACUGUGGCGCCAGCUUUCCAGCCCCUGUGGGGCCUGGGCACUAAGGGUCCCUCAAGCUCCCCACUGGAAGCUGUCUAAUGCAGAGACAUACUCACGAAUGCGACUAAAACUGGUACCUAAUCAUCACUUUGACCCUCACUUAGAAGCCAGUGCCCUGCGAGACAAUUUAGGUGAAACCCCCAUGACACCCACUGAAGAGGCCUCACUGCCCCUGGCAGUGACCAAAGAGGCCAAAAUCAGCACCCCUCCAGAGGAGUUGCUCGAAGACCAAUUAGGGGAGGAUGAACUGGCUGUGCCUGAGAGCCUGAUUGAGGCAGUGGAGCUGGAUAAGCAGCAUGAGAAGUUGCUCCUAUCAGCUGAGUGCCAGCUCGUCACAGUGGUGGCUGUGGUCCCCGGACUGUUAGAGGUCACCACGCAGCACGUGUAUUUCUACGACAGCAGCACGGAACGUGUGGAAACUGAGGAAGGCAUCGGCCAUGAUUUUCGGCGCCCCUUGGCCCAGCUGCGUGAGGUCCACCUGCGGCGUUUCAACCUAAGACGUUCGGCACUGGAACUCUUCUUCAUUGAUCAAUCCAACUACUUCCUCAACUUCCCAUGCAAGGUGUCUGGGUCCUCAGCUUCAUCUCCUUGCCAGGCUCCUAGGCCCCAGCCCUAUCCCAUCUCACCUCACACCCAGGUACGGAACCAGGUGUAUUCGUGGCUCCUGCGCUUACGGCCACACACCCAAGACUACCUAAGCAGCCGCUCCCCCCAGGAGAUGCUUCGUGCCUCAGGACUUACUCAGAAAUGGGUACAGCGAGAGAUAUCCAACUUUGAAUACUUGAUGCAACUCAACACAAUCGCAGGACGCACCUAUAAUGACCUGUCUCAGUACCCUGUGUUCCCCUGGGUCUUGCAGGACUACGUGUCCCCAGUUUUGGACCUCAGCAAUCCAGCUGUCUUCCGGGACCUGUCCAAACCCAUCGGUGUGGUGAACCCCAAGCAUGCCCAGCUCGUGAGGGAGAAAUAUGAGAGCUUUGAGGACCCAGCAGGUACAAUCGACAAGUUCCACUACGGUACCCACUAUUCCAACGCAGCAGGCGUGAUGCACUACCUCAUCCGCGUGGAGCCCUUCACCUCCCUGCACGUCCAGCUCCAGAGUGGCCGGUUCGACUGCUCUGACCGGCAGUUCCACUCAGUGGCAGCAGCUUGGCAGGCACGCCUGGAGAGCCCCGCAGACGUGAAGGAGCUCAUCCCAGAGUUCUUCUACUUUCCCGACUUCUUGGAGAACCAGAAUGGUUUUGAUCUGGGCUGCCUCCAGUUGACCAAUGAGAAGGUGGAUGAUGUGGUGCUGCCCCCGUGGGCCAGCAGUCCAGAGGAUUUCAUCCAACAGCAUCGCCGGGCUCUGGAGUCGGAGUAUGUGUCAGCCCACCUGCAUGAGUGGAUCGACCUCAUCUUCGGCUAUAAGCAGCGGGGUCCAGCAGCUGAGGAGGCCCUCAAUGUCUUCUAUUACUGUACCUAUGAAGGGGCUGUAGACCUGGACCAUGUGACAGACGAACGGGAACGGAAGGCUCUGGAAGGCAUCAUCAGCAACUUUGGGCAGACUCCCUGUCAGCUGCUAAAGGAGCCACACCCACCACGGCUCUCCGCUGAGGAAGCGGCCAGUCGCCUCGCGCGUCCUGAUGCUAACUCACCUAGUAUCUUCCAGAACCUGUACCAGCUCAAGGCCUUUUUUGCUGAGGUUGUCAGUGAAGGGGUGCCUGUAGUGUUAGCUCUGGUACCCCACCGGCAGUCCCACUCCUUCAUCACCCAGGGCUCCUCAGACCUGUUGGUGACUGUGAGUGCCAACGGGCUGCUGGGCACUCACAGCUGGUUGCCCUACGACCGAAACAUCAAUAACUACUUCACCUUCAGCAAAGAUCCCAGCAUGGGGAACCCCAAGAUGCAGAAACUACUGAGUGGGCCGUGGGUGCCAGGCAGUGGCAUUAGUGGGCAAGCACUGGCAGUGGCCCCCGACGGAAAGCUGCUCUUCAGUGGUGGUCACUGGGAUGGCAGCCUACGUGUAACUGGACUACCCCGUGGCAAACUGUUGAACCAGCUAAGCCAACACCUUGAUGUAGUGACCUGCCUUGCACUGGACACCUGUGGCAUCUACCUCAUCUCAGGCUCCCGGGACACCACGUGCAUGGUGUGGCGUCUUCUGCAGCAGGGUGGUUUGUCGGUAGGGCUGGCACCAAAGCCUGUGCAGGUUUUAUAUGGUCAUGAGGCAGCAGUGAGCUGUGUGGCCAUCAGCACUGAACUUGACAUGGCUGUGUCUGGAUCCGAGGUUGGAACUGUGAUCAUCCACACUGUACGCCGCGGUCAGUUUGUGGCAGCAUUAAGGCCUCCAGGUGCCACACUGCCUGGACCUAUAUCACAUCUGGCCCUGGGGUCUGAAGGCCAGAUGGUUGUACAGAGUUCUGCUUGUGAACGCCCCGGGGCCCAGGUCACCCACUCCUUGCACCUGUACUCAGUGAAUGGGAAGUUGCGGGCUUCCUUGCCCCUGCCAGAGCAGCCUACAGCCUUGACAGUGGCAGGAGACUUUGUUCUGCUGGGCACCGUCCAGUGCUCUCUGCACAUCUUCCAUCUGAACAAACUGCAGCCUGCUGUGUCUCCCCUGCCCAUGAAAGUGCCAGUGCGCAGUGUGUCCGUGACCAAGGAGCGUAGCCACGUGCUGGUGGGCCUGGAGGAUGGCAAACUGAUCGUUGUGGGCGCCGGGCAGCCUUCUGAGGUGCGCAGCAGCCAGUUUGCGCGGAAGCUGUGGCGCUCCUCGCGCCGCAUCUCCCAGGUGUCCUCUGGGGAGACCGAGUACAAGCCCGGCGAGACUCAGACUCAGACUCGCUGAACGAGCACGAUGCCCUGCCCACGAGACUGCUGCCCCAGGGGGUGGGCGGGGCCCACCCUCCAGCUCAGGGAUUGGUAGAUGGCAUCACCAGGAAGUCCCGCCCCUCGCCGGCUGAGGGGAGACCUAGCGCCGGCCUCAGGCCGCAGCUGCAUGUUUUGC